This is a messenger RNA of Scomber scombrus (Atlantic mackerel), 2558 nucleotides long. RefSeq names its product notchless homolog 1 (Drosophila) (gene nle1). The coding region runs from base 89 to 1522 and encodes 477 amino acids. Gene Ontology annotation, cellular component: nucleolus. Lineage: Eukaryota; Metazoa; Chordata; Actinopteri; Scombriformes; Scombridae. Gene Ontology annotation, molecular function: protein binding. The transcript is spliced from 13 exons. The record is from RefSeq and is a predicted model, not a curated record. Gene Ontology annotation, biological process: Notch signaling pathway; ribosomal large subunit assembly.
GUGUUACACACGUGGGGAGUUUUAAAACAUCGCCUCCUCGCUUAAGAUAUUGUGUUGUCAGUCUUGGGUCUGAAGCAAACGAAGGAAGAUGAGUGAAGACGUGGAGCGGCUCCUGAUUCAGUUCCAGGACGAGCAGGGGGAAGUUCUGGGUUCACCUUUUGAUGUGCCUCUUGACAUCACCCCAGAAAAACUUCAGCUGGUCUGCAAUGCACUGCUGCAGAAGGAGGAACCAGUGCCACUGGCGUUUUUUGUGCGUGGAGAGGCAGAGGUGGUGUCCUGUCUGGGAACUUGUGUGAAGGCUCUUGGGGUUGAAACAGAGCAAGUCCUGCCAGUGGUGUACCAGCCACAGGCCGUGUUCAGGGUCCGGGCUGUGGCUCGCUGUACCAGCACAUUACAGGGACACACAGAAGCUGUCAUCUCAACUUCAUUCAGUCCUACCGGCAAAUAUUUAGCCAGUGGUUCAGGUGAUACCACAGUACGUUUUUGGGACCUGGCGACUGAGACGCCUCACCACACUGCCAGAGGACACACACAUUGGGUACUGAGCAUCGCCUGGUCACCUGAUGGCAAGAAGCUGGCUUCGGGAUGCAAAAACAGUCAGAUCUGUCUGUGGGAUCCAGUGACAGGCACACAGAUAGGGAAGACUUUGACAGGACACACUAAGUGGAUCACUUGGCUCUGCUGGGAACCUCUGCAUCUCAACGCAGGGUGUCGGCACUUAGCCAGCAGCUCAAAAGAUGGCUCAAUACGAAUUUGGGACACCGUGUUGGGACGUUGUGAGAAGAUCCUGACUGGACACACUCAUUCUGUCACCUGUGUGAAGUGGGGAGGAGAUGGACUUCUCUAUACUUCUUCUCAGGACAGGACAGUCAAAGUUUGGAGAGCCAAAGAUGGUGUCCAAUGCAGGACUCUGCAGGGUCACGCCCACUGGGUGAACACCCUGGCUCUCAGCACAGACUACGUCCUGCGUACUGGAGCUUUUGAACCUGCAACUGCCACCGUCAACCCCCAGGACCUCACUGGAUCAUUGGAAGAGCUGAAGGAGAAAGCUUUGCAGAGAUAUAAUACAGUUAGGGGUUCAGCCCCGGAGCGCCUGGUGUCUGGCUCAGAUGACUUCACCUUGUUCUUAUGGAAACCUGCAGAAGACAAGAAGCCUUUGGCAAGGAUGACAGGCCACAGCGCCCUGGUCAAUGAAGUGCUCUUCUCCCCAGACACCAGGCUCCUCGCCUCUGCCUCAUUCGACAAGUCCAUUAAAAUCUGGGAUGGACGCACUGGAAAGUACUUAAUGUCCCUACGUGGCCAUGUGGCAUCUGUGUAUCAAGUGGCAUGGUCAGCAGACAGCCGGCUGCUCGUCAGUGGCAGCAGUGACAGCACACUGAAAGUCUGGGACAUCAAGACUGGAAAGCUUAAUAUGGAUCUACCUGGCCAUGCUGAUGAGGUUUAUGCAGUGGACUGGAGUCCUGAUGGACAAAGAGUAGCUAGUGGUGGGAAAGACAAAUGUCUUAGAAUAUGGAGACGAUAGUCACACCUUUUGUUGCUGCUCCUUACUUUGGAUGUCACAUGUACCGUCCCGCCCAUUCCUCUACUGUCAAGCAGCCCGAUGACUGGAGUAGGAUGACUAGAAUCUACGUAAUGCCACAUUUGGCUCUAUCACACUGUCUGUCAACAAUGGCAUUGUGUUAAGGAACUCUAAUAUCAUCAUGAUGCAGAUGACCUGUGCGGGUUUGAAACCCACGUGGGAAUUUUACAAAUAUAACACUGUAAAGGUGUUUAGCUGAAUGGGAAUUGGCAGUUUAUAAUCAUCAGGAUAUUAAACUGUUAAAUAUAAUUCAGUAUUGGCAACUCAAAUUCAAACACUGAAAGAGUUGCUGUUAAUGUAGGCAUUGAUUUGCCCACUUCAGAUGUUCUGACAUGCUUCUGAAAUCAUAUUAAAGCUUUCUUAUAGUUCCACGCCCAUUUGCAGGGACCACAAACAGAUUUUGCUUUGCGGCAUGAAGGCUUUCUUUCUCACCUUGUACCAGUCGCGCAGCGCAUUCAUCACAUAGAACCGGAUUGCCUACAAACAAGGUUAUGUACUUUUAAAUGUAUACAUAGCCACAUUUAGAUUUUAAAGAGAUGAAGGGAGAUGAAUGCAUUCAAGUGUUGAGAGUAAAACAGGAUCUAAUUAGCACAUCAGGAAACCAAAUGUUUUUCUCAACAGCAUGUGUGUCCCUCUACUUUUCCUUAAGCCUUACUACAUCAUGAACUAUACAUGUUGACAGGUGGAGCGGUGAGACGACAGGUGGGAGAGCUAAUAACCUUCCUCUGUGAUGUUAAUGCUGAUGGCGCUCGCCCUGCUCCUUUAGCCUUUAAUCUCCUCUUUCCUGCCGUCAGCAAAGCCUCAACCUGCUGAUUUUUCUGGCGCUGUGGUGAAGCCAAGUAUCACCAACUUUCUGAUUCUCAUCCCACUGUGGGAAAAAUCAAGUGCACAACUCCAGUUAUAAUAACCUGUUUUAAAUUCGGUUUUCUUUCAGAUCUGUGAAUAUUUAAAAUGAAUAAAUAUUUACUAUAUUACAUCA